This is a messenger RNA of Closterium sp. NIES-67, 1045 nucleotides long. The record is from the annotation of a GenBank genome assembly. Lineage: Eukaryota; Viridiplantae; Streptophyta; Zygnematophyceae; Desmidiales; Closteriaceae.
CAGGUUGCCUGCGGAGAGACCAAUAGACUACACUAGCUGAGAUACCUAAUCUCUUCGUGCAGCAUCCUCUCUGCUCUGUCCGACGAACAUCCGCGGAGCAGCGAAAAUCGCCGAGCCACGGUUACCGCAUCCGCUUUCGUCUCAUACUCGAAGCCCAAAAGGCCAUGACGGGGAGGAAAGAGCGAGGAGGCGUGCCUCCAGCACUAGUGGUGGCGGCAGGUGUCGGUAUGAUGUGGUGGGCGUGGGCUAUUCUCACUGGCUCCUCCCGCUCUUGGUGGCCGGGGGGGGACGAUGACGCCGCGCGUGUGCCUCCCGCCAGUGACGUAAGCACCGCCCCCGCUACUGCUAGCGCCGCAAUUGCUGGCGGAGCGGAUGCGGGGGAAGGCGUGACGGAGGAGGGGAGUGCGGAGGAGGGGAGUGCGGAGGAGGGGAGUGCGGAGGAGGGGAGUGCGGAGAGGGGGAGUGCGGAGGAGGGGAGUGCGGAGGAGGGGAGUGCGGAGAGGGGGAGUGCGGAGGAGGGGAGUGCGGAGGGGGGGAGUGCGGAGGAGGGGGGUGCGGCGGGGGAGAAAGCAGAUGAAAAGUAGAUCUGGAAGGGGUCCGCUGAGAGCUGAAGAGAUUGCUUGGGGUUGCGAUGCGAGGGGAGGGAAGUGCAGUGAGUUGGUGGAUAGGCGGAGGAGUGUGAGAAAAAACCUGUUGAUGGGAUGGGGUGUAUUGUUUAGUAAAAAGGCGGAGGGGUGUGGUGUGGGAGAAAGGUGGCUGAAGAAGGCAUGUGAAGAUGGUGUUGCAGGAUGCUCUAAGAGUGUAGCAUUCCUGAAACUUUGGUUACAACUUCAAUGGUAGAUAAGGUUAAAUCAGACAAGGCAUGCCUAAGAAGAAGGGUUAACAUGAGGAGCGUUCGUGUAUAUACAUUUAGUGCACAUCCGUCUGUGUGUGGUUGUUUCCAUCCAAAUGCUGUGUGGGGGUACAUGAUACAUCUGUUAGCAUCUCGUUGAGCUGUUCACUUGACAGGUUUCCUCUGUCAAACAUGUUUAUUGAUCAUGUUUGU